Kuraishia capsulata CBS 1993 is the source of this 4629-nucleotide messenger RNA. RefSeq lists its product as uncharacterized. The record is from RefSeq and is a predicted model, not a curated record. Gene Ontology annotation, cellular component: membrane. The coding region runs from base 1 to 4629 and encodes 1542 amino acids. The transcript has a single exon. Lineage: Eukaryota; Fungi; Ascomycota; Pichiomycetes; Pichiales; Pichiaceae. Gene Ontology annotation, biological process: transmembrane transport. Gene Ontology annotation, molecular function: ATP binding; ATP hydrolysis activity; ABC-type transporter activity.
AUGUCUGCAGAAUUUUUACCAGGCGAUACCGCAUUGGUAGAUCUGCCGUGGAAGUCUUCGUGGCAUCUGACUAAUCUACUAUGGGACAUGCCGAUUGCCUCUGUACAGGCUCAGUCUACAGAGGUUUACGCGACCAACCACACCCAAAAAGUAUGUUUCUUGGGCUGUUUGGAUGGCGAGGGCUUCAGUUUGAAUACUCCUUUUAAUGAUUUGUCGAACUGUCUAAUCACAGGAGUUUUUCUGAAUGCCGCGUCGGCCCUACUGUUGUUUGGUGGUAUCUACCAGAUACUGUCUUACCGCAAACUUGCGAAUAGAACCAUGAAAGUUCAUUGGUCGCUUCCUUUGAAGCUUGUUCUCAUUGCCCUGCAAGUCUCGUUCCAAAUAUUUCAGGCUAUAGUAAUCUCGCAAUCCAGUUACCCAGAUCCUUCGUUGUCUUUCACGCAGGACAUCAAGUUCUGGUCAGCUGUUCUCGCUGUCUUGUCUCUGUGUGUGGGAUUUGUGCUCCAUUAUGUGGAAAACUUCAAGACGGUUAUCCCAAGUGGAGUCCUAUUGUUCUACUGGUUUUUCAGUGUGAUUUUUGGAAGUCUCAGACUGUCCAAUCUAUGGCUUAGAAGCGACCGGUCCCAGUACAUGGUCUCUUCUGUGUUUUUGACACUCAAUGCUCUCAUUGUGUUUUUAUUGGAGUUUUCUAUUCAUCCUCCAAAAUCUGAAAAUGAGGACUUCGAGAAAGAGAAUCCGUACGAAUAUUCCAGCAUUUUUGGAAAGAUCACCUUUACCUGGAUGACCCCAUUGAUGAGUCUUGGUCACAGAAAGUUCCUGGUCCAGUCAGAUUUGCCCAAAUUACCUCAUUAUCUCACAGCCAAGACGGUGUUUGAAGGGUUUUCGACUCAAUGGGAACGUGAGAAGAACUCUAUUUCUGGCUUGAAGAAAUCUCCCUCUUUGGCCUUGGCCUUGGCCAGAGCUUAUGGUGGGCAGUACUUUAUUGGAGCUUGUUUCAAGCUCAUUCAAGAUAGUCUUGCCUAUUCUCAGCCGCAAUUGCUGAGAAAGCUGAUCAAGUUCGUGACGGCUUACAACGAGGACAAUACGAUUCCGCUGACCAGAGGGUUCAUCUACGUGCUGGCCAUGUUCGCCAGUUCCGUGGUUCAGACCGCUUGUUUGCACCAGUAUUUCCAAAGGGCUUUCGAGACCGGUAUGAAGAUCAAAUCGGCGCUGAUUUCGAGUAUUUAUCAGAAGUCUCUGAACAUGUCUGUGGAGGCCAAGCAGGACAAGGCUACUGGUGACAUCGUAAACCUCAUGAGUGUUGAUACCCAGAGACUCCAGGACCUGUCAGAAAACCUCCAAAUGUUGUGGUAUGGACCAUACCAAAUCACAUUGUGUCUUUUGUCGCUUUACAAUUUGAUGGGGAGCUCCAUGUGGAUCGGUGUGGUGAUCAUGGUGAUCAUGAUCCCGGUCAACAGUUUUCUAUUCAAGCUCCAAAAGACCCAACAGAGAAUCCAAAUGAAGAACAAAGAUGAGAGAACCAGAAUAACAUCCGAGAUUCUGAAUAACAUCAAGUCUUUGAAGCUUUAUGGCUGGGAGGAGCCCUACAAAGAGAAGCUGGAGUACGUGAGAAACGAGAAAGAGCUCAAGACCUUGAAGAAGAUUGGUCUUCUCCGAGGAUUUUCUCAGUUUAUCUUCAACACUGCUCCUAAUCUGGUCAGUUGCUCGACUUUCUUGGUUUUCAUCCUUCUAAAUAAGGACGUGCCGCUCUCUACAGACAUAGUGUUCACUGCCCUCUCUCUGUUCAACCUACUGUCUUUCCCACUUGCGGUUAUUCCAAUGGUGAUCUCCAAUGUGAUCGAGUCCAGAGUUGCAAUUCAGAGAUUGUCCGACUUUUUGACUGGUGGAGAAAUCCAGGAUUCUUCUGUUUCCAGGCUCCCUGCUGCCAAACGUAUUGGCGAUGUGGCCGUCAAGGUUGAGGGUGCCCAGUUACUCUGGUCUAAGCACCCACUCAAAGUGGCUUUGAACGAUGUGAACUACGAAGCAAGAAAGGGCGAACUCAACUGUAUUGUUGGUAAGGUUGGUUCUGGAAAAUCGUCCAUGAUGCAAGCCAUUCUGGGAGAUCUUCACAAGUCCAAGGGCCUGAUCUCCGUCCAUGGUUCUUCGGCCUAUGUGGCCCAGGUUCCAUGGGUCAUGAACGGGACAAUCAAGGAAAACAUCCUCUUUGGAUGCAGAUUCGACCCUGUGUUUUACGAUCUCACAGUUAAGGCCUGUGCGCUGGACCCUGACUUUGCCAUUUUGCCAGACGGUGAUGCCACUCUCGUUGGUGAAAAGGGUAUAUCUCUUUCCGGUGGUCAGAAGGCCAGAGUCUCACUGGCAAGGGCCGUGUAUGCUCGUGCAGAUGUGUAUCUUCUGGACGAUCCUCUGAGUGCUGUUGACGAGCAUGUUGGAAAGCACAUCAUCAAGAAUGUGCUUGGUCCAGACGGCCUGCUGCACUCGAAGUGUAAGGUACUGGCUACCAACAACCUGAACGCUCUGACAGUAGCAGACCACAUCACGCUCAUGGAGGGCGGAAAAAUGGCCGAGUCCGGCUCGUAUGACGAUGUCAUGGCGGGAAAGCUUCCCCAAUUGGACCUCUUGAUCAAGACUUUUGGCCGCAAAGACAACACCAGCAGGUCUCAGAACCAGCUCAAUAGUUUGGCCAUGGAAGCUACUGAAUCGUCAUCUUCCUCGGGCAUUAUCCUUGACGAAGACGUCAAGAGCAAGCUAGACUCAAAUAUCUCAAGACGUGCUAGUUUGGAGUCCUUUGAAGGUGCAGUUCUCAGAAAAGAGUCGCACCAACUAGCGAACCAGACCGGUUUCGAGGAGAAAUCUCAACAGGGCCAGGUCAAAAGAGACGUCUAUUGGGCAUAUGCUAAAGCCUGCAGACCUCCGCUUGUAAUUGCCUUUUUGCUGCUCACCAUUACCUCGAUGUCACUUGGUGUUGCUGGUAACGUCUGGUUGAAACAUUGGUCUGAAGUGAACACGGAGCAUGGCGAAAACCCCCACGCUAUGAGAUAUCUUGCCAUAUACUUUGGCUUUGGAAUUGCCGCAGCCUGUGCCACUUUCAGCCAGUCCAUUAUCCAGUGGCAGUUCUGCAGUGUGGCUGCAUCGAGAUUCCUGCACAGCCGCAUGAUCCAGAGCGUACUGCGAGCACCAAUGUCCUUCUUUGAAACCACACCAAUUGGGCGAAUUCUCAACAGAUUUACCAACGAUAUGUACAAGAUCGACGAGACCGUGUCCAUGGUAUUCUCCAUGUUCUUUGCCAACACAGCGAAGGUCACCUUCACGAUCCUGGUCAUCUGCUACUCCACCUGGCAGUUCCUGCUGUUGAUCCUACCAAUGGCGUACCUGUACAGAUACUACCAGCAGUACUAUCUGAGAACGUCGAGAGAACUGCGUCGUCUAGAUUCUGUGUCCCGGUCUCCUGUGUAUGCUCAUUUCCAGGAAACUCUCAACGGAGUGGCCACGAUUCGUGCAUAUGGCCAGCUUGAUCGCUUCAAGUUCCUCAACCAGCACAACAUGGACCACAAUAUCGGUGCUUACCACCCUGCUAUUUCGGCCAAUAGAUGGCUAGCCGUGCGUCUGGAGUUUUUGGGAUCUCUGAUUAUUCUUUCGUCGGCUGGUCUCCUCAUGCUCACGCUUCGUUCGGGCAAAGUCUCUGCCGGUAUCGUUGGUCUUUCUGUCAGUUAUGCCUUGCAAAUCACCCAGUCUCUAAACUGGAUCGUUCGCAUGACUGUCGAGAUUGAGACCAACAUCGUCUCUGUUGAACGUGUUCUUGAAUAUUCCGAACUUCCAUCCGAGGCCCCAGAGGUUAUAGACGACCAUAGACCACCAGCCCACUGGCCCUUCGAAGGCUCUAUCAAGUUCGAGAACUACUCGACCAGAUACCGUCCGGAGCUGAACCUGGUGCUGAAGAACAUCAACCUGGAUAUCAAGCCCAAAGAGAAGAUUGGUAUCGUUGGAAGGACCGGUGCUGGUAAGUCGUCUCUGACUCUGGCCCUCUUCAGAAUGAUCGAGGCUGCCGAGGGUGAUAUUUCAGUGGAUAACAUCGUCACCGAGUCAAUUGGUCUGGGUGAUCUCAGACACAAAUUGUCCAUUAUUCCUCAAGACUCUCAGGUGUUCGAAGGUACUCUCAGAGAGAAUUUGGACCCCACCAAUCAGCACCCAGACGAGAAGCUGUGGAAGGCUUUGGAACUGGCCCAUUUGAAAGACCAUAUCACCAGUAUGGCCAACGAUGCAAAUGAACCGGAUGUAUUGAAGGUGAAACUUUCCGAAGGAGGCUCCAACCUGUCUGUUGGUCAGAAGCAACUCAUUUGUCUGGCUAGAGCACUCAUUGUAGAGUCCAAGGUGCUGGUGCUGGAUGAGGCUACAGCUGCUGUUGAUGUUGAAACCGAUAAGGUCCUUCAGGAGACCAUAAGAUCAGAGUUCAAAGAUAGAACCAUCCUGACAAUUGCACAUCGUCUUAACACCAUCAUGGACAGCGAUAAGGUGCUAGUUCUGGAGAAGGGAGAGGUUGCUGAAUUCGAUACCCCAGCAAACCUCUUGAAGAAGAAGGACUCUCUGUUCUACUCGUUGGCCGAGCAGGGUGGACUUGUUGAAGAUGAAUAG